CCCUCGGACGUGUUACUACUUAAACUGCAUUUUAAAUCCGCAUUUCAAGUCCGCCCUUUGAAAAAUCGAAAACACACAUACCCUUCCAUAGUGGUUGUGCUUCUCUGCUUCUAGACUCUUGGAUUUGAUUUCCAGACUCUAGAUCGACCAUCGACCUGGCAGAUUCUGUGAUUCGUGUAGUUUCUGAAGUCACAAUGGAGUCUUCAUCGUCGUCGGGGUGCGGAGGAAAUACAGGGUUUGAAAUUGAAAUCCAUGGGUUUAAGGAUGAAUUUGAAAUACACGGAUUUUAAGCCUUUCAAAUAUCUGGGUAAAUUACAUGUAUUUUACUUAAAUUCAAUUACAUUUUAUUUAGGGAAAAAUAACAGUGAUAUUGAAUUUAAAGUGUUGAAAUUCAAUUACAUCGUAUGAAAUUCAAGUUCCCAAACAGAGCAUUAUUGAAUUUUGUCUUUAUAGCAUAUUUAUAGUCUGCUGCAUUUUAAUAUUUACAAUGAUUGUUGUAUUUAAAAGCCUACUCUUUAGGUUAUAACUCUUUUAAGAAAAGUUGUUUUUAAAA
Rubroshorea leprosula is the source of this 553-nucleotide messenger RNA. The record is from the annotation of a GenBank genome assembly. NCBI's taxonomy places the organism in Eukaryota, Viridiplantae, Streptophyta, Magnoliopsida, Malvales, Dipterocarpaceae.